This is a messenger RNA of Corapipo altera (White-ruffed manakin), 1698 nucleotides long. RefSeq names its product potassium voltage-gated channel subfamily J member 16 (gene KCNJ16). NCBI's taxonomy places the organism in Eukaryota, Metazoa, Chordata, Aves, Passeriformes, Pipridae. The transcript is spliced from 3 exons. Gene Ontology annotation, molecular function: inward rectifier potassium channel activity. Gene Ontology annotation, biological process: regulation of monoatomic ion transmembrane transport; potassium ion import across plasma membrane. Gene Ontology annotation, cellular component: plasma membrane. The record is from RefSeq and is a predicted model, not a curated record. The coding region runs from base 380 to 1666 and encodes 428 amino acids.
CUUUUGGCUUUGAGGAGCUGUUACAGAGGGGGUUGGAACUCCAGCCCUGUGACACAGGUAAACAACGUCUCUGAACCUUCAUUGUUACAGCCCAGCUGCAAGUCUGACCCAGAGGAGACAGGAUUCUAUCCAAGGAGUCUGGGAUGCAAAUUUAUGCAGAUGACAGCAAUUAGUCUACUGUAUAUUUGUAUUUGUUUGCUUGAAACAGCGGCUCUGCCAACCUGUCAGUCCAGCCAUGCAAGAGAGAGAGACAGAGAAAAAAGAAAGGAGGGAGUGAAGCAGAGAUUCUUUCAAACCUCGGCAGGCACUAAGGUUUCCAAUGAACAAAGAAAACAAAUAACCUCAAGUGUGUCCUGUCAGUUGAUGCCACGAGGUGGAGAUGAGGAAGACGACGGACCAGAGCGGUUCCUACAGACCCGUGAGCAUCCAGGGAAAUAAGGUCAGUUAUCGAGGCACUUGUCAAGAAAGGCCUGAAAAGGGGGUGAAAAGGCUGCAGAAACGGUUCCUCCACAAGGAUGGCAGCUGCAAUGUCUACUUCAAGCACAUCUUCGGGGAGUGGGAGAGCUACGUGGUGGACAUCUUCACCACGCUGGUGGACAUCAAGUGGCGCCACAUGUUCGUGAUAUUCUCCCUGUCCUACGUGCUCUCGUGGCUGUUCUUCGGGCUGGUGUUCUGGCUCAUAGCCAUCCAGCACGGGGACUUGUUCAGCGACGAGGGGACGACCCCCUGUGUUGCAAACGUCCACAGCUUCACGGGGGCGUUCCUGUUCUCCCUGGAGACGCAGACGACCAUCGGGUACGGGUCCCGCUGCGUCACCGAGGAGUGCUCGGCCGCCAUCCUCAUGGUGAUCCUGCAGUCGGUGCUGAGCUGCAUCAUCAACACCUUCAUCAUCGGGGCGGCCCUGGCCAAGAUGGCCACGGCUCGGAAGAGGGCUCAGACCAUCCGUUUCAGCUACUACGCCGUGGUCGGCCUGAGGGACGACAAGUUUUGCCUCAUGUGGCGCAUUGGCGACUUCCGGCCCAACCACAUGGUGGAGGGGUCCGUGAGGGCUCAGCUGCUGCGCUACAAGGAGGACAAGGAGGGCAGGAUGACCAUGGAGUACAGGGACUUGAAGCUGCUGAAUGACCAGAUCAUCCUUGUCACCCCGGUGACGGUUGUCCAUGAAAUCAACAGUGAGAGCCCCUUGUACGGCCUGGACAGGAAGGCCCUGGCCAAGGACAACUUUGAGAUCUUGGUCACGUUCGUCUACACGGGCGACUCCACGGGAACCUCACACCAGUCCCGGAGCUCGUACAUGCCUGGAGAGAUCCUCUGGGGCCACAGGUUUAACGAUGUCCUGCAUGUGAAGAAGAAAUACUACAAGGUGGAUUGCUUGCAGUUUGAGGAGACCACCGAGGUUUAUGCCCCUCACUGCAGUGCCAUGCAGCUGAAUCUGAAGGAGCAGGAGUGGAACCGAGCCGAGAAGACACGGGAAAAAGAAGUAGAGUCAUCAGCACUGGAGAUCAAGACAUUUAGCACCACUCAAAAGUCAUUCAGUGCUGUUGCCCUGGUCACCAGCUGUGAAGACCCAGAAGACCCAAUGACAGCUGUGACACCUUCUGAAGAGGUUUCUUACCAAAAAGCAGCCGUGACCCUGAGCAGGCUCUCCAUAGAGUCCCAAAUCUAGCUCUGACUGCAAUUAAAGUCACUCCCAACAGA